Vitrella brassicaformis is the source of this 1289-nucleotide messenger RNA. NCBI's taxonomy places the organism in Eukaryota, Vitrellaceae. The record is from the annotation of a GenBank genome assembly.
GACGAAAUGGCGUCAGCGAUGGUCCCAGGAACUGCCAUUGAGUCAGCGGAGAAGACGCCGGCCCUUGAGUUUGAUAGAUGCAAGCCCACGCGUCGCCGAUGAGCGCCACCGCUGCUGCAGCAGCAUCAGCAUCGGAAGCAUCAGCACAGGCGACGUCUGCUGCUGCUGCUGCAGCUGCUGCAGCUGUUGGGUCUGCACCAUUAGCCCAGGUACGAAUGCACCAUCACCAUGCAUCGUACUUGGACGGACUCCUCUGUAUCGUGUUGCUGCCUUGGCCGACCAGCAGCCACCUGCCGACGCCCCUUCUCGCACGCACGACAGCCGCCCACACUCUGUCGGCUGUCGCCUCAUCAGCCGCCCUGAUGGCGUCGCCCUGUCAAUCGCAGCUGCGGCCUCAUCAGCUGCCUCUGGGGCGGCACCAGCGGUCGAGCAGACGACACCAGGGAUGGUCCUGGCGGGGCUGCUGGGGUCGCAGGAGCACCAGCCGCAGCUACAGAUAGAGGAAGGGACAGUAGAUCGUCCGGUAGGUACACAUUGACGCACUGAAUGGGCAGCCAGACACUCUCACAUGGAUCCAUGUGGGUGCCCUGCUUGGUCUCACAUGUGUGCAGGUGUCAGGUCUCACGCAUCUCCCCGUCAGCUCGCCCCCUCUGCCCGCCGCCCAGCCGCCCUCUCUGCACGAGGCAUUCCCACCACCACCACCAGCAGCGUCAUCAGCAGCUGCAUCUGCAUCAGUAUCACCAUCAGCAUCACCAUCACCGGCAGUGGCUGAGCGGGCGCGGGACGUGCUGCCUCCCGCCGGAGGGAUACUAGCUGAGGUAUGCACGCAUACAGGCAGAAGAGAAAGGCGCCGCAUUCAUGGAAGCGCUUUUUUGCGUUGUUUGAUGCAGGACCGUGACAUUGGGGGGCCCGCGGCUGCAGCGGCAGCUGCUUGGGAGGGGCUGUCGAGCGGCAUGGAUUUCCUUCUUGAAGCGGCGGACCCUCCAGGUGACAGCUUGGAGGCUGCGCUGUACCAGAUGGAGCACAUGAUAGGUAGACAAGGCAAGACAAGGCAAGCCACACGCUGGCAGCCACACCUGUCGUAUGUAUCUCGCCUCUGCAGAGGGUAUCAUUCGUUGCUGCGGGCCCCCCCAGAUGGCCAAGACGCACAGCAGGUAAUCCCCUGUACAGAACCGGGAUAUAUCCCGAUACAGAUCAUCUGUGCGCUGUUCCUCGCUCACAACAGGCGGGUCCGAGCAUCACUGGACCGGUUGCUGGGGGACCUCCAGACAUACACACACUACUCCAUG